Messenger RNA from Rubroshorea leprosula, 897 nucleotides. The record is from the annotation of a GenBank genome assembly. NCBI's taxonomy places the organism in Eukaryota, Viridiplantae, Streptophyta, Magnoliopsida, Malvales, Dipterocarpaceae.
CGAGAAGGAGCAAUUAUUUUCAGUAGAGCUCUGUUGGGGAUAUCCAUCUUGCUUGUGAUAGUUGCAUACAAACUUCAGAGGAGGCAUUUGUCUGUGGAUGAUAUGAUUGAAGAGUUCAUUCAGAAACAGAAUAACUUCAUGCCUAUCAGGUACACUUACUCAAAAAUAAAGAAAAUCAUUGGAGGUUUUAAGGAUAAACUGGGUCAAGGAGGCUAUGGUUCGGUCUUUAAAGGAAAGCUUCGAAGUGGACAUUUUGUAGCUAUUAAAUUACUGGGCAGGGCAAAAUCAGAUGGCCAAGAUUUCAUCAAUGAAGUUGCCACCAUGGGUAGGAUUCAUCAUGCUAAUGUCAUGCAACUCAUUGGAUUUUGUGUUGAAGGAUCAAAACAAGCUCUAGAAGAAGGAACACAAAUUCAUUUUCUGAUCCAUGAGCGAUUUGAUCAGGGAGAGGACAUAGAGUUGGGAGAUGUUACAGAUAUUGAAAAGAAUCUUGUCAGGAAGAUUGUCAUAGUUGCAUUGUGGUGCAUACAAAUGAAACCUGCUAUUCGUCCUUCAAUGAGCAAAGUCUUGGAGAUGCUUGAAAGUGAAGUUCAGCUACUUGAAAUGCCUCCCAAGCCUUCUUUUGUUCCAUCUGAAUUGCAGACUGCAAAUCGUGUCAAUAUAAAUGUCAAUAUAAGUCAAGCAGCCCAGCCAACUAUGUCACUGGAUGCUAGAACAUAAGGUGCACUCCAAAUGCCUUACCUUGACUUGCUUACACAUAACAGCGUCUCAUAUGUUUACAUAUCCUGCAUUGUUAAUUAAGUAAAUGACCUUUUUACAACUCGAAUAUAUCAAUCUUCAAAUGUUGUAAUUUGAUAUAUCUGAUGACAUAUGGUUUCUUAAUGAAAUAAGAUUACUCUG